GUUCCGGGAUGUGAAUGGAGAGCUCGUAGCUGUCCAGCGCUCCAUGAUCUGCACCCAGAAGGGCAAGGCUCCGGAAUUCAGAACGCUGGAAUCUGUCAUUACCAGAACAAAGUAACGGGGAGAAGAUCUGCAGCCUGAGUUCCAAGUGUGCAGAAAUAGACCGGGAGAUGAUCAGCGCCCUCGGUGUUUCCAAAUCGGUGCUAAACAACGUCAUUUUCUGCCACCAAGAAGAAUCCAACUGGCCCUUAAGUGAAGGAAAGGCCCUCAAGCAAAAAUUUGAUGAGAUCUUCUCCGCAACAAGGUACAUUAAAGCACUCGAGGCUCUGCGUCAGGUACGACUGAAACAGGGCUUGAAAGUAAAAGAGUGUCAGACAGAACUGAAAUAUCUGAAACAAAACAAAGAGAAAGCCCAGGAAAUCCAGGAUCUUCUUAGCAAAAGAGAGGCUCAACUGGCUGCUUCUAAGGAGAAUGUAAAAACAAUUGAGAGCCAGCUUGAACCUCUAAAGAGUUCUCUGACAGCAGUUGAGCAGAAUCUCACAAAAGUAAUGAGGCUGGACAAUGAUGUGAAGGCCCUGGAGAGCAGGAGGCAGCAAAUGGAGAAAGAUAAUCAAGAUUUGCAACAGAAGAUGGAAAAGGUUUUCCAAGGAACAGAUGAACAACUGAGGGACAGAUACCAGAACCACCAGAGAAUAGUGAAGGAGAAGGAGAAGAGAUUGUUGGACUAUAAACGUGACUUGGACAGAGCCACUAAAGAAUGCCAGAGGUUCAACAGUGAGAAAUCAGAGCUGCUUGUUGAACGAGGUCGUCUGCAGCUGCAGGCAGAUCGGCACCAGGAGCACAUCAUGACCAGGGAUUCCUUGAUUCAGUCCCUGGCAGCACAGCUGGAAUUGGAUGGGUUUGAGCGAGCCCCUUUCAGUGAAAGGCACAUUACCAGCUUUCACAGGUUGGUGAAGGAGAGACAGGAGAGAGACACAGAAGCUGCAAAUCAGUUGAUGAGAGACUUUGCACGAAAAGAAGCAAUGAAACAAAAGCAGAUAGAUGAAAUAAGAGACAAGAAAACUGGGCUAGAAAGAACCAUUGACCUGAAGUCAGACAUUCAAAAUAGGAAACAAGAUGAGCUGAAGAAAGUGAAAUGUGAAUUGCAGCAGUUGGAGGGGUUUUCAGGCAGAAUUAGUGAGCUGGAUGAGGAGAUUGGCAAGACGGAACAUGACCUGGAGAAGGCUGAGAGGAACAGCAAUGUAGAAACACUGGAACGGGAAGUAGAGAGUCUGCAAAAUGAGAAAAUGAGCCUGGACAGAGCUCUCAGGAGGCUGGAUCAAGAGAUGGAGCAGUUGAAUCUACACACCACAGCAAUUACCCAAAUGGAGAUGCUGAAGAAAGACAAAGCAGAGAAAGAAGAGCAGAUUAGAAAAGUAAAAUCAAGACAUUCUGAGGAGCUAACAUCCCUGUUGGGAUACUUCCCAAAUAAAAAGCAACUUGAAGACUGGCUUCAUGGUAAAAAUAAAAGGAUUAAUCAGACAAGGGAUACCCUUGCUAACCUUAACAAGCGGCUGGCAUUGAUAGAAAAUGACAAAACUUAUACCACUAAUGAACUAAAAAAAAAAGAAGCACAGUUGUCCCAGCAUGAAGCAAAAAUUUUUGAUGUUUGUGGAAGUCAAGAUUUUGACAGCGAUCUGAACAAACUUCAAGAUGAAAUUGAAAAAAGUUCCAAACAGCGAGCUGUGCUUGCUGGAGCCACUGCAGUCUAUUCACAGUUCAUUACCCAGCUGACAGAGGAGACCCAGUCUUGCUGUCCAGUGUGCCAGCGAGUUUUUCAGACAGAGGCUGAGCUGCAGGAUGUCAUCAGUGACCUGCAGUCCAAGCUGCGCCUCGCCCCAGACAAACUGAAGUCAACAGAGACUGAGCUUAAGAGGAAGGAGAAAAAACGUGAUGAAAUGAUGAGCCUUCAACCAGUGAGGCAAACUGUAGCUGAACUUGAAAAGGAAAUUCCAGACCUGAAGAACAAGAUCCAGAAUGCAAUCAGAGAUUUAACAGUCCUGAAGAAUGAGAUAGAAGAACAGGAAUCAUUCCUGCAGACAGCUUUGUCUGAGGAGGGCAGUGCCAAAGCAUGUUUACAGGAUAUAACACUGAUGGAAAGGUACCAGAUUGAUAUUAGGGACGUUGAACGAAAAAUUGCUCAGCAGGAGGCUAAACUGCUGGGGGUCAAUUUGAGUAGGACUGUUCAACAAGUAAGCCAAGAAAAACAAGAGAAAAAACACUCUUGGGAUACAGUCGCUGGUAAAAUUGAUUUAAAGCAGAAGCUGAAGCAGGACCAGCAAAGUGAGAUUCAGCAGCUGAAGAGCACAGUGAAUGAGCUCAGAGCAGAGAGGCUGCAGAUGGUGAGCAGCAUGCAGCGCCGGCAGCAGCUGCAGGAGCAGACCGUGGAGCUCACCACCGAGGUUCAGUCCUUGGGCAGAGACAUCAAGGAAGCAAAAGAACAGGUAUUUCCUUUGGAUGCAACUUUAGAAAAACUGCAGCAGGAGAAGGAGGAUCUAGUGAAUAAAAGGACUGCAAGUAAUAAAGAAACACAAGAGAAGAUAAAUGGCAUAAAUGAGAAAGUUAAAGAUAUAAACAAGUACAUGAAAGAAAUUGAAAAUUAUAUUCAACAAGGAAAAGAAGACUAUAAAAAGCAAAAGGAGUCUGAACUUGCUGAAGUAAAUUCUCAUUUGGCUGCCUGUGAGAAACAGAAGGAAAAGAUAAGUAAAGAGAUGGAAAUGACUCGACAAGAUAUUGACACUCAAAAGGUGCAGGAGAGGUGGCUGGAGGAUAAUCUUACUCUGAGGAACCGGAACGAGGAGCUAAAAAAAGUAGAAGACAAGAUAAAACAACUUAUGAAGGAGAUGGGAGAAAUGAAAGUCCCGCAAAUGAAAAAUGAACAAAAGCAUUUAGAGGAGGAAAUAGAAUCUCUGAAAAGGAACCAUCACGUUGCCCUUGGGCGCCAGAGGGGCUUUGAGGAGGAGAUCGUUCGGUUUCGGAAGGAGCUUCGAGAGCCGCAGUUCAAAGAUGCAGAGGACAAAUACAGGGACAUGAUGAUUGUUAUGAGGACAACAGAGCUGGUGAACAAAGACCUGGACCUUUAUUACAAGGCUCUUGAUAAAGCAAUAAUGACAUUCCAUAGCAUGAAGAUGGAAGAAAUCAACAAGAUAAUUCGUGACCUUUGGCGAAGCAUUUACAGAGGACAAGAUAUUGAAUAUAUAGAAAUUCGUUCUGAUGCCGACGAGAACGUCUCGGCCGCUGAUAAGAGACGAAACUACAAUUACAGGGUGGUGAUGGUGAAGGGGGAUACGGCCCUGGACAUGCGAGGCAGAUGCAGUGCUGGGCAGAAGGUGCUCGCUUCUCUCAUCAUUCGCCUUGCCCUGGCAGAAACGUUCUGUCUCAACUGCGGCAUCCUGGCACUGGACGAGCCUACGACCAACCUGGACCGAGAGAACAUCGAGUCUCUGGCACAUGCCCUCGUGGAGAUAAUAAAAAGCCGCUCCCAACAGCGGAACUUCCAGCUCCUGGUGAUAACUCACGAUGAGGAUUUUGUGGAACUUCUGGGCCGUUCUAAAUACGUGGAAACCUUCUUCAGGAUCAGGAAGAACUCUGACCAGUGCUCUGAGAUCAUGAAGUGCAGUGUCAGCUCCCUGGGCUCGUAUGUUCAUUAGAACAUCCAGUGACUGCACAUCACAGACCUGACACAUCCCACACUGCCUGCCUUGGCACAGCUCAGGUGAAGGUGCCUGGAAAUGCAGGUCCUUUGUGUCGCAUUCUGUCGAAGAUUUGUCACUGUUUUAGCCGAGUCUAAAACUGUAAGACUUUUAAACUUUAUAGCUUUCCACAUAUUUCUGUGCCUGGGCUUAGGAAUUGCCAUGAUUUGAAAGAAUUCGAGUGAAUACCAGGCAGUUUAAUUCAGGUGUAUUCUAUGCUUUAAAAGGGAAAAUAAAGUUGUGAGUUCUUUGUGUA
This is a messenger RNA of Empidonax traillii (willow flycatcher), 3984 nucleotides long. It is a transcript of the gene RAD50, whose product is annotated as RAD50 double strand break repair protein. The transcript has 23 exons. Bases 168 to 3686 code for a protein of 1172 amino acids. Gene Ontology annotation, biological process: telomere maintenance via recombination; double-strand break repair; telomere maintenance via telomerase. Lineage: Eukaryota; Metazoa; Chordata; Aves; Passeriformes; Tyrannidae. The record is from RefSeq and is a predicted model, not a curated record. Gene Ontology annotation, cellular component: nucleus; condensed nuclear chromosome; Mre11 complex. Gene Ontology annotation, molecular function: ATP hydrolysis activity; single-stranded telomeric DNA binding; double-stranded telomeric DNA binding.